CAAAUCAGGAGCUGCCGGAAAGCUGGGGCCCUGUCAAAACAAUGCAGUUUAAACGGCGUCUACAAUUUAACGGGAAACGCGAACGCCCCUAGCCCGAUUUUUGAGGUGCCACCUUUUGAUUAGCGACUCGACUCGCCGCGCCACCGACGCUUUGUUUGCGUUCCCCCGACCUCGUGCGGAUGUUUUUGUUGGCUGCAGAUGGAGGCGGCUAGCGAGCGCCUGCUCUUGACGUAGCCUGCCGCAGGGGAUCCAAGAGCAGAAAGAGGGGAAGACAGCGAGCGACAAACGGAGGACAUCCAUACGCGCCUCGCUCCUGCUUCCGCCCGGGCACCGAGCCCCAUGGCCGACUAGCACUCGCUUUGCGUUCUGUCAUGGCUCCGUGUUCCGUGGCGGCGGCCUGCCGCAGCCUGGCCCUCUCGACGUGGCUGCUGUCCUUUUGCUUCGUCCACCUGCUGUGCCUCGAUUUCACCGUGGCCGAGCGGGAGGAAUGGUACACGGCUUUCGUCAACAUCACCUACGUGGAGCCCGCCACCAAGACGCUGCGCAUCGACAAGUCCGAAUGCGGGCGUUACGGGGAACACUCGCCCAAGCGGGACGCCAAGGGGGUAGUAGUCCUGCCUGCCGCUCCGCACGAUCGCCAGGCCUGCGACCCCUCCACCCCGUUUGUGGUGCCAGCCCAAGCCGGUGCGUGGGUGGCUCUGAUCGCCCGCGGCAACUGCACGUACAGGGACAAAAUCCGGCACGCCGCCGAGCGCAACGCCUCGGCCGUGGUCAUUUUCAACGUGGGCUCGUCCAACGCCAACGACACCAUCACCAUGCCUCAUCCGGGCACAGGCGACGUGGUGGCCAUCAUGAUUCCGGAGCCCAAAGGUCGUGAGGUGGUGUCGCUGCUGGAGCGCAACGUGACCGUCACCAUGACCAUCACCAUCGGGACCAGGAACCUGCAGAAGUAUGUGAGCCGCACCUCGGUGGUCUUUGUGUCCAUCUCCUUCAUCGUGCUGAUGAUCAUCUCGCUGGCCUGGCUCGUCUUCUACUACAUCCAGAGGUUCCGAUACGCCAACGCGCGAGACCGCAAUCAGCGCCGCCUCGGUGACGCAGCCAAGAAGGCCAUCAGCAAGCUGCAGGUGCGCACCAUCAGGAAGGGCGACCAAGAGAUAGAAGCCGACUUUGAUAACUGCGCCGUGUGCAUCGAAGGCUACAAGGCCAACGACGUGGUCCGUAUCUUGCCGUGCAGACAUUUGUUCCACAAGAGCUGCGUGGACCCGUGGCUCCUGGACCAUCGCACGUGUCCAAUGUGCAAGAUGAACAUCCUGAAAGCACUGGGAAUCGCUUUGAACGCAGACUACCUGGACGACCUGCCGCUGGAUUACGACCUGGUUCCGGGCGGCGGAGCGGGGCCCCUAGCGCUGGAGGCCGUAGUCUCUGGGGCAGCCAGCGACGGCACGCUAAGUGAGGGAGGCGCUUCUGUGGUUCUGGACCCGGGGGUACGACACAUGGGACUCCCGCAGGACUACCACGACCCGCCAGACACUCUGAGGGACAGUCCUUUGACGGCCACCACCGACACUCACACGGGUGAGCUCCAGCCGAUGGUGAGCAGCGUCUCCAUGGCGUCGCUGGUAAUUGCCGUGGAAACGGGUCUGUCAGAUGAGGAGGGAUCCGUUCAAGCAUCACACAUAGGGGACAAGUCCUGAGAGAAAGCUAAACCAAAAAAAAAAAAAAAAAAUUCAAACGAGCAAAAUAGAAGGAGAACUUCUUUGAGCUUGGCCUACUCCCAACCGGCACCUCAACCACACCACGUUUUCCCCAAAAACCUGGUUACAGGAUGGAAACAGUUGACUCGUCAGCGUGUAUCCCAAUGGUGCCCGGCGUUCCAAAUCUCCAAAUUUCCUCGGAUUCACGCUGGACUUCCUGAAUCCAAAGAGAACAAAAAGCAUUGAUGAGAAAACGACUGAAAGCAAAUCCCACUCCAGUCACGAGGUUGCCAAUUUUACAUCUUGCUGAUGAACGACUGCUUGGGACUUGACAUGAAAAGAUCCAAGGAUUACGUCCUGUCAGGUUAAAACUUAAUGGAAAAGGAAGUCAUAGAGAAGAGAGACUGGUUUGUGGCAAGUCAAUGUUGCAACUCAGCAAGAUUGCCCAACUCGCUUGAAAUUUAGCAGCUAUUUGACUAACUUUUCUUUUUGUCAGAGAAACUUGGGACUUGCACAUGUGACUCCUCCCACUUGUGAUUGUCUGCAUCAUCUACCUUUUGUGGAAUGUUCCAGGACCUGGUCCCGCUCACUUCUCGUCCUACUCCGCAAUCUCGCCCAACGAGGCCACUGGGUGAACAUUUGUGUUGACCUCGUAGUUGCUCGUGUGUGCCAUUGUAGUGUUGCUUCUCCUUCCGUCCCCAAUAAGAUGGCAAGAAAUGUUGGUACGGCGAGCAAGCAACAUUUCUUCCUUCGUCCCAUCGGCGACAAUCAAUUUUUUAACAUUUUUCUCUUUCACUGUUCCCGCCGACACUAUGGGGAGAGGACAGAGAGGCGGCGCGUAACGACGAGCGCUCCAGAUUGUCAUCUAUUUUGCUAUCAGACGAGAUGUUUAUUUUUGUAAUGCCAGAAAGAUGAAAUCGACACCGCUCCCGCCCCACCCCUUCUCCUGCUGGCGGUGUCUUGUACAUAAAGAACGGCGCCAAGUGACGGACAUCCUAAAGGUCAACAUUUUUUCCCGUGUUGAAACAUGAACUUGCACAGCUUGGAUCCAAAACAAAACUGGUGUGAAUUUUGUUUUGUGGCACGUCACGCAAUAUUUUCAGGCCAAGUUUUCUGCCAAAAUGAAAUGAACAAAUGCAUCAAGCAAGAAUCCCGGUAGCGGUUUUGCUUUUUGUUAAAUAGAUUUUUGGCACCAUCGGGUUUGUGAAGCGCCAAUAACGCUGUUAUUUGUAUACGAGAGCAUUUCAAGUCUGACAUUUUACACUCUGUGCGUUAUUAUAAAAAUUUCACAGGCUGCAAAUUUCUUUCAAGCUUGCUGGCAAAUGCAAAGGAUUUUUGUUGUUGUGGUCAAAGCUUACCUUGCUCCCCGUUUAUGUGAGCACUUGACCCCGGUGCCGAGCUUGUUCGCUGUAAUGUGACGACGACAACUCAUCGUCAUGGCUGCUUUUUCUUUAGUGAAUGCUGUUCGAAUUAAACUUCUCUGUUGUGUU
Syngnathus acus (greater pipefish) is the source of this 3184-nucleotide messenger RNA. Its product is annotated as RING finger protein 150-like. The coding region runs from base 372 to 1694 and encodes 440 amino acids. Lineage: Eukaryota; Metazoa; Chordata; Actinopteri; Syngnathiformes; Syngnathidae. The record is from RefSeq and is a predicted model, not a curated record. The transcript is spliced from 6 exons.